This is a messenger RNA of Paramecium sonneborni, 3201 nucleotides long. The record is from the annotation of a GenBank genome assembly. Lineage: Eukaryota; Ciliophora; Oligohymenophorea; Peniculida; Parameciidae.
AUGGAUUAAGAAUAAGAGAUAAAAAGAAAAAUAAGAUCGCUUUCUGUUGAAAGAGGUAUAAAAUUAAUAAUAACUCUAGAGAAAACAGAGAGCCAAUCUUAAUUCACAGAUGAAAUAGAGGAUGAUAAAAUAGUUACAAUAGGAGUUUGUUGUAUGGCUAAGAAGUCUUAAUCUAAGGAAAUGCAAGAAAUUUUGAAUCGUAUAAAUCCAGAGUUUUUUAAAAUUGAGAUAUUCCCAGAAUAAAUGAUACUUGAAGACCCAAUUGAAUCAUGGCCUAUAGUGGAAACUUUAAUAAGUUUUUAUUCAGAUGGAUUUCCUUUGAAUAAAGCCAUUGCUUAUGCUGAUUUUAGAAAGCCAUUUAUUAUAAAUGAUCUUAAGAAACAGCAACUAUUAUGGGAUAGGGAGAGAGUAUAUACAUUAUUAAAGAAAAAUAAAGUUUCAGUUCCUAAACAUUAUUUUGUGUUUAAAAAUCCUAACAAAUAUAUUAUAGAUGAUUAUAAUAGAAAAGAAAUUGAGAAAAAGUUUAAGCCAAGUAAGACUCAAUAAGAAAUAAUUGAGGAGGAAGACAAUGUGGAUAGUGUUAUAAGUUUUUUAUAAAAUGAAGACUCUUCUUAACAUAUAAAAUCUGUUUAGACAGCAAAAUAAUUAUAGGAAUUAUUAUUACCUUCAAGAUAGGAUGCAAUAGAAGAUAAGGAUAAAAAUAAAAAUAAAAUGAAAUAAGGAAUGAGAUCUUAUGAUGCUAGAUCUUUAUAAGCAGUCAUUGAUAUAAAAAAGGAUAAUAAAGAUCCUUAAAUUACAAAGAUUGAGGAAUGUGAUGAUUAUUUAUUAAUUAAUGGAUAGAAAUUAGUUAAACCAUUUGUAGAAAAGCCUUUUGAUGCUGAAGACCACAACAUUUACAUUUAUUAUAAUUCCAGAGAUGGAGGUGGAUGUAAAAAGUUGUUUAGAAAGGUUGGAAAUUAAAGUAGUAUAUUUGAUCCAACAUAGAAUAGCAUUAGGAAUGAUAAUGAAAACUAUAUUUAUGAGGUAUUUCUACCAACAAAUGGAUUUGACAUAAAAGUUUAUACAGUAGGUGAAUUUUAUGCACAUGCAGAAGCAAGAAAAAGUCCAGUAUUGGAUGGAAAAGUUGUUAGAUCUUAAAAUGGUAAGGAAAUGAGAUAUCCAGUUUGUUUAACAAUGGAAGAAAAAAUGAUGGCUAUUAAGAUUGUGAAUAUAUUUGGAUAAAAUAUUUGUGGAUUCGAUUUAUUAAGAAGUAAUAAUAAAUCAUAUGUUUGUGAUGUAAAUGGAUGGUCAUUUGUUAAGGGAAAUGCUAAAUAUUAUUCAGAUUGUGCAACCAUUUUAUAGAAUAUGAUAUUAGCUAAAUUAAGACCAACUUUACUAUAGAAAUAAAUUUAUGAUAUCAAUUUAGUUAAAGGAUUCUAUAAAAACUCAUUUAGACCUAGUUCAAAAGAUUUAGAUGGAAAAGAAUAGAAUUCAGAAUUAAGAUCAGUUGUUGCAGUAUUUAGACAUGGUGAUCGAACACCUAAAUAAAAAAUGAAAAUGAGAUCUACAAAUUAAUUGUUUCUUUCAUUUUUUGAUGAAGUGCCUGAUCCGUCUAAAGAAAUUAAAUUAAAGCAUCCAAAAUAAUUAUUAAAAUUACUUAAUUUAACAAGAGAAUAUAUAGGUAAGACUAAUUGUAGGGAUGAUAAUAUAAUUAAACUUCUUUAAAUGAAAUCAGUUUUAGAAUUAGGAGGACAUUUUGAAGGCAUAAAUAGAAAAGUGUAAAUAAAACCAUUAAAAAUGUAAAAAAUGGAUAAAAAUGGUUCGGUGCUUGAUUUUCCAGUUGAAGUAUUAUUAAUUUUAAAAUGGGGAGGAGAAUUAACAUCAUUAGGAGAAGAACAUGCUGUUAGUUUAGGUAAAGUUUUUAGACAUGAUAUGUAUCCUACUGAAAAAGAUGGAUUACUUAGAUUACAUUCCACUUAUAGACAUGAUUUAAAAACAUUCUCUUCAGAUGAGGGUAGAUGUUAGUAUACAGCUGCAGCUUUCCUUAAAGGAUUACUUGGAUAUGAAGGAGAAGUAACUCCUAUAUUAGCAACUAUGGUUUAAAAAAAUGAAGUUGCAUAAGAAUUAUUAGAUUGCAAUAAUUUAGAAAUUGAAGAAGAAGUUGAAAUCAAAAAUAUCCUAUAAAAAAUGUUAACUAGUGACGAAGAUAUGCUUAUUUAGAUUUAUAAAUAUUUUCCUGAUUUUAAUAUGACUUAAACUUAACAUGAUUUAAUUAGCAAGUUUAAGUGUCCCAAAUAGAUGCUUAUUUAAUUACAUACUUUCAUCAAUUAAUUAACCAAAAAUAUAAGGUAAUUUUAGAAUAAACUAAUUAGACAUCACAUCCAUUUGGAUAAAAACUAUUAUAUUGCUCCAAGUGAUAUGGAACAAGGAGCUUAAUCCAUGUUUGAAUCUGAAAAUCUUACUUUAUUCUUUAAAAGAUGGUAUAAAUUAGAAUAUGAUUUUUUAUAAAAAGACACAUUCAAUAUUUCUAAAAUUCCAGAUAUUUAUGAUAGUGUUAAAUACGAUAUGCUUCAUAACUAGGAUAAAUUAUAAUUUUAUGAAAAUUCUAAAGAGUUUUAUUGUUUGGCUGAAUUACUCAGUCAAUUUAUGGUACCAUUUGAAUAUGGAAUUACCACUAAAUAAAAAUUAUCUAUUGCUAAACGUGUUGUAGGUCCUUUAUGUAAUAAAAUUAAAUAAGAUCUUUUAUGGUGGAACAAACCAGAAUCAAAAAAUUAACAAUAAGAAGAAGAUUAUUGGAAGUUUAGAUAAACUGAUGAUAGCGAUUUAAAUAGUCCAUGGAGACAUGUUAGAACUCGAUUAUAUUUUACAUCUGCUUCUCACUUAUACUCUUUAUUUAAUAUUCUAUACUAUGGUUUAGGACAUUACUUAAUAGAAGAUGAAUUCAAAUAAAAAUAAUUGUAAAAAAUAUUGAUGCUUUAAUAUCUAUCAAAUAUAGUGAUAAAGCUUUACGAAGAUUUAUCUUCUGAAAAAGAAGAUCCUAAUAGAUUUAGAAUUGAAUUAAGUGUUUCUGAUGGAAUUCAAAUGUAAUUUCCAAUAGAUAAAAAUAUGCUACCCAAAAGUGAAAAUAUUCACAUUAAUUAAUCAUUAAGAUUGGAUUAACUAGAAGAGUUCUUAAAUCAAAUAAUUGACUGUGCUUUUGGAGAAGAUGUUCAAUCUUUAUGA